This is a messenger RNA of Lathyrus sativus (Indian pea), 378 nucleotides long. The record is from the annotation of a GenBank genome assembly. NCBI's taxonomy places the organism in Eukaryota, Viridiplantae, Streptophyta, Magnoliopsida, Fabales, Fabaceae.
AUGGUGAUGGGGAAUAACAAAAAUAUUGUCAUGGAAGAUGCAGAGAAUGAUGGGGAAGAAGAAAAGGAAUUAACAAUCCUAAAUUUGGAGAAUAUGAAAGUUGAAGAGCAUGCUGAAGAGAAUUAUGCAUGUCCAAAAUUCAUCUUUCCCAAACAUGAGGAGAUAAGGAUCCAUAGGCCAUGGUGGAAAGGUGUUAUAGCCAAAUUGCUUGAUAGGAGAAUUAUCUAUAAGGCAAUGGAAAUAAGGCUGAAUCAAAUGUGGGUCAAGAAAGGGGUAAUCAAUAUCAUUGAUCUGAGCAAUAAUUACUAUUCAGUGAUAUUUUCGCAUGAGGAUGAUCACAACAUGGCACCUGGCAAAUGGGCCAUGGUUUAUCUAUGA